AUGGCGUCUUCCCCGACCACUCGGGCAGAGCUAAACUCGAUCUCUCUCGCCGGUCUUCUGGAGGGCGACGUCGAUGCAGUGAACAAUCUCGUGUCUGCAUGCAAGACCAAUGGAUUCUUUUACCUUGACUUCCGUGAUGCCCGCACAUCCCAGACGUUGAAGCAGGUCGACGAGCUCGUUGACGUCGGAAACUCGGUUUUCAAGCUCCCACUCGAAGAAAAGGAGAAGUAUAGCACCGAGAAGCAUCUGCCGUCAAGGCUUCAAGGAUAUAAACGAGCCGGCUGUUCUGUUGGACCCUUUGCUGACAAGAAGGAUGGCUACGAGAGCUUCUCGAUUCACAACAACGGCGUCUUUGGGGACGACAUUCUGCAGCUCCCUCAGGGCUUCCAGGAAAACCUACCCUUGGUGAAGGCCUUCAUGAGCCAAGUCCACCUCUAUACGGAAUGCAUCUUGUCCAUCCUCUCAAAGGCGCUUGAUCUCCCCUACGACCUGAAAGACUGUCACCGGAAGGACAAGCCAUCUUCUGCCAACAUCGCGCUACUCAAGUACCUCCCAUGGAGCAGCGACGCCGAGAAAGUCGGCAACAUGGCACACACCGACAUGGGGACGUUGACUGUUGUCUUCACCCAGUCCGAAGGGCUCCAGGCGUUACUGCCUGGGGCAUCCGGAAAGGACGAAUGGUCGUACAUCCCCCCGCGACCUGGGCACGCCGUUGUGAACGUUGGCGACUCGCUGCGUUUCUUGUCCCGGGGGGCACUGGUCUCGUCUCUGCAUCGUGUCGUGCCGCCGCCUCUGCCGCACUCGCCCGGACAGGACAAGUUCUCGUGCAUCUACUUCCUGCGACCGGAAUUCGAUGUCAAGUUUACGGACAGUUCUGGGAGGCAGAUCAAUAGUGUCGAGUGGCAUAAUCAGAAGUAUUCUCUGUUUCGUGAGGCCAGUCUUGAUCCGACGGUGCAUGGCGCCAUGUUGACUGGGCGUAAGGGGUAUCUGGGGGCGACAGAGCAGACUGUCUAA
Aspergillus pseudoviridinutans is the source of this 1014-nucleotide messenger RNA. RefSeq lists its product as uncharacterized. The transcript has 3 exons. Gene Ontology annotation, molecular function: dioxygenase activity. The record is from RefSeq and is a predicted model, not a curated record. NCBI's taxonomy places the organism in Eukaryota, Fungi, Ascomycota, Eurotiomycetes, Eurotiales, Aspergillaceae. The coding region runs from base 1 to 1014 and encodes 337 amino acids.